Molecule: messenger RNA, 3240 nt
Organism: Sabethes cyaneus
Lineage: Eukaryota; Metazoa; Arthropoda; Insecta; Diptera; Culicidae
Product: disintegrin and metalloproteinase domain-containing protein 9-like
Exons: 4
Coding region: 1-3240 (1079 amino acids)
Biological process (GO): membrane protein ectodomain proteolysis
Molecular function (GO): metalloendopeptidase activity
Source: RefSeq, a predicted model, not a curated record
AUGCGAGCAACGAGUGCCUUUAUCGUAUUGUCUGUGAUAGGGGCGGUUUGCGAUGGACUGAAUGUGAGCGGAACUUUGAACGCUGGUUCGUUCGUGGAAUCCGUGAACAAAAGUGAAGGAAAGUUUGUUCGUUAUGCAAAGAUUUUCCCUAUCUCGCUCCAUGAUGGCUCUUCGCUGGACGAAGAACCUGUCACACCGGGAAUGGGACUGUUAAGCAUAAGUUAUGUUUUGGACGGAGUAAAUGUGACGCUUGAUUUGAUGCUCAAUGAUGAAAUCGUCCCCGCGGAACAUUUCGUUAGCAUGCAGAUCAAUGGGACGGAGAAGCUCAAGCGUCUCAUGGAACACGAAAUUGAUUUGUGCCACUAUCACGGAAAAAUUCGUGGCCAACCUGAUUCGUACGCAGCCUUGUCAACGUGCAACGGUAUCCGUGGAAUUGUAUACGAUCAGAGCGAAACCUACCUCCUGGAGUUUGACGAUAUCAACCCCAAGCAGCGGGACCAUUAUGUAUUCAAACCUGUUCAGAAACUGACUAGACAACGGACUAAAAGAGCCUUGGAAUCAUUUCAACCAUCGUUAGCAGAAUCUUUCCGUACGGCCUAUCGAUCGACCGGAUCGUCGAACUUUGUCGAAUUAGUAAUUGUCAUCGACCGCAGUUUGUAUCGGAUUACCGCCAAUGCUCAGCGUAUCCAUCGGUACUGCCUAGAUCUGGUGAAUGUUAUGAACGCCAUUUACCGACCUCUAAAUAUCUACAUCGCACUCGUUGGGGUUGUGAUUUGGUCCGAACGGGAUGCAAUCGACAUCACGCAUGACUCGAAGAAGACACUGGCGAACUUUUUGACCUAUCGGCGGGAAACGCUGAUGAAGUUGAUCCCCCAUGACAACGCGCAUCUGCUGACGGCGAUCCACUUUACAGACAGUGUAGUGGGCAAGGCGGAAAUGGGCUCCAUGUGUACGUACGCCGGAUCUGGUGGGGUGGAAGUGGUCGAUACUAACUUUGUGGCUUUGCUGGCCAGCACAGUGGCGCACGAGAUGGGACAUAACUUUAACAUGGACCACGAUGGACCCGAAUGCUACUGCCCAAGCGGAAAUUGCGUCAUGGCUUCCAAGACAGUUCGCAGUCAAGCUGCCCCAAAAGAGUGGAGCUCGUGUAGCGUUCAAUAUCUGGAAACCGGACUGAAGCAUGGUUUGGGAGCUUGUUUAAAAAACAAGCCAGCGAAAAUGUUUGUGAAAAGUACCUGCGGAAAUGGCCUGUUGGAACCUGGGGAAGAGUGUGACUGCGGUCUGCCGCAUGUAUGUGAUACGAAGUGUUGUGAUGCUAUGACUUGCCGGCUGACAAUGAACUCAACGUGUGCGACUGGCGAAUGCUGUGACCUUGACAACUGUCAACCGAAGCGAGCUGGAAUAAAGUGCAGGGCUGCUAUUGGAGAGUGUGACCUUCCAGAGUAUUGUGACGGUCAAACGGCUUUUUGUCCAAAGAAUGUGUACCUGAGAGACACGGAAGCUUGUGCAGGAGGCAAAGCGUAUUGCUAUCAAGGACGAUGUAAGACACGUGAUAAUCAGUGUAAGCUAUUGUGGGGCUCGACUGCCAAAUCUAUUGACGAUUACUGCUAUCAAACCAAUCGAAAUGGGUCUAUCUUUGGAAACUGCGGUAACAAAUUGCAAACAGAUGAGUACCUGAAAUGCAAUCAAGAAGAUAUAAUGUGUGGUUUACUGCAUUGUAGUCAUCGAAACGAAAAACUAGAUUACGGAAUGCAAGCGUAUUCCAAGUUAACCACUACUAAGUUUAGUCACUAUGGACCAAGAGGAACGGUCAGAGAUACUAUUUGCAAUUCUGCCAUCAUUGAUUUAGGUUUAGAUAUUACCAACCCCGGCCUGGUGCCGGAUGGAGCGAAAUGUGGCUCAGGAAAGAUGUGCUGGAAGCAACAGUGUGUCUCGUUGACUCUUCUGCAAGAGAACGACAUCGGCGAAAUCUGCGCUGGGGGUUGUAGUGAUCACGGUGUAUGCAAUAGUGAAGGAAACUGUCAUUGUGAUGAAGGUUAUGGAGGACAGUUUUGCGAAAAAUCCGGUCUUGGAGGCUCGAUUGACAGUGGACCUACUGUAGACCCUACGGGGUCGAUCAAUUCUAUGCUCGCUCUGUACAUCUCCUUCACAACAUUGUUAUUUGCAGCGAUUGCAGGAUUCUUAUACUUCUAUCGCAAUGUACUGAGGGAGCAAUUAAGAAAAAUACUAAUUAAAUUCAGAAUGCGAAAAUAUGGACACAUGGUUCCCCCAGCGUCGCCAACAAUCGUAGCUCCACCUAAGCCACCCCGGUUAGUCAUUGUACCACCAACGGUCACCGAUGCGGUGCCGAAACGGGUCGCUCCAGCUCCCCCCAGCACGCAAAAUGAACCUUCUCAACAUUUCAUCAAAGUCAACAUAAACAACAACGGUAAGGUUACAAUAGAAAACCAAGUAAUCAGUUCUCCGUUUCUUCUGAGCUCACCACUGCUGGACGCCCACGAAGCAAUUCACGAAAUGAAAUCCAAAGGAGUUCCUGCGAUUCUUGAACAGCGUUCAAUUAGUGUGGAUUCCGAAAGCCCACUAGUAGACUCCCCUGAGUACGUCCCCUCUACCGACACUCCACCAGUUCUGAACGAGUCCGUACCGAAUAUCGGAGCACUACUUAGCCAAGUCAAACUGAAAAAAGUUCAAAACUUCCAUACAUAUCGAUCUAAAAGUGAUGAAAAACCACAACGGCGCCUGCCAGAGCUACCAAGGCAAAAGACUAUCGGUGAGUUUCAGAACGUUGUAGCCGAGGUUCAUCCAAAAAGAAGCCCAGCAACGGAGGAGCCUCCCACUAAUCCGUUCGGCAUGGUUACACUGAAAAAGGUUAAACCUAGAACACCGAACCGUAGUCUAGAAAAUCUAGACGAAAUUAAAGAGGAAGAUUGCAGUAGUAAGCCAGCAUACUCCAGGGUAGCGGCAAAGCCACUCCAAACAGCCGAUCUCAGCACGGCACCAAAACCAAUUCUACCUCAGAAACCACAGCAAUCCAUAGACAAUCAAACCGGCAAUGGAAAGCCGAAACCAACUAGGAAAUUACCUCAGCUUCCACACGGAGGUAGUAAGAGUAGACCUCCGCUGAUGAGGAAGCCUGCUGUCAGUGAAGAUUCGGAGCCUAGCUCAACAGCUAGCAGCACUGUAUCUGCACUUAAAGCAAAGCUCAAUCUAGAGCAAGUAGCUGGAGGUAUAAAGCGAUGA